This is a messenger RNA of Phanerochaete carnosa HHB-10118-sp, 1604 nucleotides long. RefSeq lists its product as uncharacterized. NCBI's taxonomy places the organism in Eukaryota, Fungi, Basidiomycota, Agaricomycetes, Polyporales, Phanerochaetaceae. The record is from RefSeq and is a predicted model, not a curated record. The transcript is spliced from 2 exons. Bases 63 to 1460 code for a protein of 465 amino acids.
CUACGUAUCACCUGUCGCUAAAUACUAUACACAUUCUUCUUAUACACACCCACACUUCCGAAAUGCCGCUACUCGUUUGUGAAGAGAUCGGCUGCGUUGGAAGCGCAGUCAGAGGCAAAGCUUGCUUGCUAUGCCGACGUCGCCUAUGCAGCGAGCAUCUCAAACCCCAGGUCCAUCGUUGUCCAGACUGGCAGAACAAUAAUGAAAUAGAUGCAUGGGAGGUAGCGAGUGAACACGCCACACGCGACGAGAUCAGCGCGCUCGCUGCGGCUAUCGAUAUCCAGGCUCUGGAGCGUCAGGCGUCGCUCCUCAGAGGCGGCGUCAGCUGCAGCGUGACACCUCUCAAAUACGACCCCGAAACGAUUCAUAAGGUCAUGGGCGGCAUGAACUACCAUAUCAUAAUCCGCUUCCUCGACGGAAUCGAGUGGAUCUGCCGAAUCCGUCGAAACAACGCGUCCUCACCUCCGCAGGAAGUCCAAAAUGCUAUCCUUCUGAGCGAAGUAGCGACUCUCAGAUUUUUAACUUCUACCGAAGUGCCUGCCCCGAAAGUACACGGAUAUGCUACAUUUGGCGAUGGCAACCCGGUUGGUAUGGGCUAUAUCCUCAUGAACAAGCUUCAAGGCCGUCCGUUGGAUCUGCAUGAAGCUACACCUGAACAGAAACGUCGCUUCAUGAGCCAAUUCGCGGACAUAUUUGCUGAGUUGUCUGCUCAUCCCUUCCCCACCAUCGGCUGUCUAUUGUCGUCCGCAUCGGGCAAUGUGUCAGUUGGCCCAAUCGUUACGGAGACCACUAUUCGCACAGCCGGAAACCAAGUAAUCUUCGCUGGACCCUUCUCAAGCGCCAGAUUCUAUCGACUUCACGUCCUCGAACUUGUCCUCGAGCUCAUCCGUCAAGAGGAGAUAUACAUCGACAGGCCGUUGGAUGCUUACCUCGUUCACCGCGCCCUCCUCGACAACUUGUCUUCGCUCGUCGGCGCCGACACUAACUGCGGCCCAGGCUUCUAUCUGAAGCACAUGGACGAUAAGGGCGAUCACAUUCUCGUUGACACAGAAUUCAACAUUGUCGGAAUCAUCGACUGGGAGUGCGCGCAGACCGUCCCCAAGUCAGAAGCUUUCGCGUCCCCGCUGUUUAUGCUCGACGUCAGCGAGUACUAUAGUGGGAAUAAUAGCCUUAGCGACACAGAAGAGCUAUUCAUCGAGACAUUACAGCAAAAACAAUAUCUCGAGCUCGCUGCGCUGGUGAGUUUUGGCAGAGUCCAACACAGGAUCAUGCAUUGCGUCAACGGCGCUCUUGACGACCCCGAGUUUCCCAACGUCUUUAUGACACUCCUUCGCCUGCUCCUUGGGGAGUCCAACAUGGUCAUGGAUAGUUGGGAUAGUUGGCGAGCUGAUUCUUUGGCCAGGUAUUGUGAAGAUCCUGAUGUCCAUGCAUUGUUCCUUGAACCAGGGCCCGCAAACUGAUACUGACGUUUCUGUAAAUCGAAAUUAGUACUUGAGAGUCGUAUGUUAUUUGACACGUUGAGACCUUUGUUGUCACUAUUCCGGUCUUAGCAGAAGUCGGUUCCUCUCGACAAUAUGUCACCCAUCAAUCUGUACUGAACUCGA